AUGCAAAAUGAUAUUAAUGCUUCGGAGUUAAACAAAACAUGGGAGCUUGUUACUCUUCUGAAAUCAAGGAAGCCAAUGGUUGUGAGUGGGUGUUUCAAAUUAAGUAUAAGGUUAAUGGAACCAAAGAGAGAUACAAAGAAUGAUUGUUUACAAAAGGCAAAGAUCACUUUCACUCGACUUAUUCUUGCUAUGGCUGCAAUUAAAAAUUGGCAUCUCCAUCAACUAGACGUCAAUAAUGCCUUCUUACAUGGAGAUUUACAUGAAGAUGUUUAUACGGAAUCGCCUCCUAGAAUAGCUGCAACAGGUGGUCACAAUGCUUGCAGACUUUUAAAGAGCCUUUAUCGUCUAAAACAAGCUUCCAAACAAUGGUUUGCCAAGUUAUCCAAUGCUCUCAUUCACUAUGGUUUUUUCCAAGGCUAUUCUAAUUCUUCCUUUUUCAUCAAAAGAUUUAAACAUUCUUUUAUUGCAUUGUUAGCCUAUGUGGAUGAUGUACUUUUGGCAAGUGAUAACAUUUUGGAGAUUCAGCAAUUAAAGUCAUUUUUACAUGAUGAAUUCACUAUUAAAGAUCUUGGCCAACUUAAGUAUUUCCUUGGUUUAGAGGUGGUUAGGUCUAAGACCGGUAUCUCCUUGUGUCAAAGAAAAUAUGCCAUUGACAUCCUCGAAGUCACUGGUUUAACUGGUUCUAAACCUGCUGAUUUUCCCAUGGAAUCUAAUCUGAAGCUCUCUACUUCUAACACUCUUUUGUAUGAGGAUCCAUCAGGCUAUCAUAGACUUGUUGGUAGAUUGUUGUACUCAACUAUCACAAGGCCUGACUUAGCCUAUUCUGCCCAAGUGCUUACCCACUUUCGUGCUACCCCUACUGUGAGUCAUUUUCAAGCAGCAACUAGAGUAUUGAGUUAUCUAAAAGCUAUACCAGGGCAUGGUCUUUUCUUUCUAGGAUCUUCAAAUUUACACUUAAAUGCUUUUUCAGAUAGUGAUUGGGCAGGCUGUGUAGACACUCAAAGAAGUUUCACUGGUUUUGCAAUCUUUCUUGGAAAUUCUUUAAUGUCAUGGAAGUUGAAGAAGCAACAAUCAGUCGCUCUUCAACAGAGGCAGAGCAUAGAGCUGUUGCAACUAUUACAUGUGAAAUUCAAUAGCUCCUUUAUGCUUUACAAGACCUAA
Messenger RNA from Olea europaea var. sylvestris, 1161 nucleotides. RefSeq lists its product as uncharacterized. The coding region runs from base 1 to 1161 and encodes 386 amino acids. NCBI's taxonomy places the organism in Eukaryota, Viridiplantae, Streptophyta, Magnoliopsida, Lamiales, Oleaceae. The record is from RefSeq and is a predicted model, not a curated record. The transcript is spliced from 2 exons.